UCCAAAAACUGAGCUUCCUUGAGGUCUUACAAUAAAUAUUACAUACAGUCUAUGGGAAAUUGUCUAGGCACAAGAAAGAAUAAUCAGGGACAGCGAUUGGGAUCCGCCGACGGUAAUGCACAGCGGCCAAAUGCACCAUUAGGUGGUGGUGGUGGAAACGCUUUGGGCUCGUCUGCCUCUUCUCCUUCUGCUGGUGGUGGUAGUGGCAGUGGUCCAGGCAGCGAUAGAGAAGCUAUGCUUGCAGCAGCGGAGCAACGUCGACUCAAGGCUGAAAAUCGUGGCGUGGUGAAACAAGACGGCAAGCUAAGCAAGCAGCUGGCGGACCAGAAACGCCAAAACCCGCUCCAAGCGGACAGCAACAAGGACAUGCCCGAAAGAAUUGUGUGGGAUUGAAACCCGUUUCAUCAUUGAAAUGUAUAAAAAAGGAAGAAAGAAAAUAAAGUACCACCAUGUGUGUAGUGUAUGCGUGUUUCUUCUUUAGCCCUUUUUUUGUG
This is a messenger RNA of Zychaea mexicana, 494 nucleotides long. RefSeq lists its product as uncharacterized. The record is from RefSeq and is a predicted model, not a curated record. Lineage: Eukaryota; Fungi; Mucoromycota; Mucoromycetes; Mucorales; Lichtheimiaceae. The transcript has 4 exons. The coding region runs from base 52 to 393 and encodes 113 amino acids.